Funneliformis mosseae is the source of this 705-nucleotide messenger RNA. The record is from the annotation of a GenBank genome assembly. Lineage: Eukaryota; Fungi; Glomeromycota; Glomeromycetes; Glomerales; Glomeraceae.
AUGUCUUUCUUCUACUCAAUCAUCAAUAUUACCGACGAACCACAUAAUACAUUUAUUCGCACAUUAUGUUCGAAAAUUUUAUCUCAUCCUUACAGACAAAUAGAUUCCUCCUCUCUUUUGCAUUUAGGAUAUCAUUCUUAUAGUAAUAAUGAGUUUGACAAUUUGAUUCAAAAAACUUUUAAUUCAAAGAAAUUUAUUAAUCAUGAAAACUCUAUUUACAUCAAAUAUCAAAGGAAUACAUUAAAGACCAUUUUGCCAGUCUGUAAAAGAUGGUUUCAACCUCUUAAAAAUGAUUUAAAAAAUUUUAAUGAAACAAGAAGAGGAGAAUAUGAUGAAUAUUUUCCAAGGGAUAAUAGACUAAUUAAUAAAAUUGGUGAAAUUCAACCCGGGUUUAAUUAUCUUAUUGAUUUUGAUCAUGUAAAAGGCUGUGAGUUGAUUUUUGGAUCAGAUUAUGGGAUUUAUAUCUCUAUAACUACUCAAUCAAAUACAAGUUUUAGAAAUAAUGUUAGAUAUAGUGAGAUGCAAGAAGCUCAUCAACGCAAACAAUUUGCCGAAAAGAAAUAUUUAAAUAGCGCGAUUAGAGUACUUAAAGCUACUUAUACAAGAAAUCGACCACUUGAGUUUGAAGAUGAACAAGAUGAAAAAAUUGCUAGAUUAAUUGGGAAGGAUCAUGCUUUAUUAUUCUUUAAUAUUAAACAACAAUAA